UUUGGUAUCCUUGGGCUUUUUCGAGGACAAAGCAGACAGUGCUCCCACAAGGGUAGGAAUGAAGAAAGGAAAGAAAGGGUCUAAAAGACUUGCCCUGAAGAUGAUACAGCCAGGAGUAGAACUCUCCAUUAAUAGGAGUAUACAAUGAUGAACUGGAUGAGCUAUCUUCCAACCCCAGCUUCAAGGAGCUUGCCAUCUUAAUGAGGGCACAUUGCAAAUGGACAACCCAUUCUACAGCAAAAGUUACAAGAAAAAGGAUUGUCGAUGUUAUUGUUGGGAAAGACGAAAAAGGCAGAAAGAUCCCAGAAUAUCUAAUCCAUUUUAAUGGUUGGAACAGAAGCUGGGAUAGAUGGGCAGCUGAAGAUCAUGUGCUUCGUGAUACAGAUGAAAAUCGUAGAUUACAGCGUAAAUUGGCAAGAAAAGCUGUGGCUCGCCUGAGAAGCACUGGAAGAAAGAAGAAGCGCUGCAGGUUGCCCGGUGUUGACUCUGUCUUAAAAAGCUUCCCUGCUGAAGAAAAAAAUGAAAAUGAUGAAAAUUCCAUAAGCAGUUCCUCUGAUGACAGCAAAGAAAAGGAUGAAGAAAUAAGUGAAGAAAGUGAUAUUGAAGAAAAGACUGAAGUGAAAGAAAAACUAGAGCUGCAAACAAGAAAGGAAAUGGAAGAAAGAACAAUAACUAUAGACAUCCCUGAAGUUCUGAAGAAGCAACUUGAAGAUGAUUGUUACUAUAUUAACAGGAGGAAACGGUUAGUGAAACUUCCAUGCCAGACCAACAUCAUAACUAUUUUGGAAUCUUAUGUGAAGCAUUUUGCUAUCAAUGCAGCCUUUUCAGCCAAUGAGAGGCCUCGUCACCAUCAUGCUAUGGUGCAUGCCAACAUGAAUGUGCAUUAUAUUCCAGCAGAAAAGAAUGUUGACCUUUGUAAGGAGAUGGUGGAUGGACUGAGAAUAACCUUUGAUUAUACUCUUCCGUUGGUUUUGCUCUACCCAUAUGAACAAGCUCAGUAUAAAAAGGUGACAUCGUCUAAAUUUUUUCUUCCAAUUAAAGAAAGUGCCACAAACACUAAUAGGAGCCAGGAGGAGCUCUCUCCCAGCCCGCCUUUGUUGAAUCCCUCCACACCGCAGUCCACAGAGAGUCAGCCGACCACAGGUGAACCUGCCACCCCCAAGAGGCGCAAAGCCGAGCCAGAAGCCUUGCAGUCUCUGCGUCGCUCCACACGCCACAGCACCAACUGUGACAGGCUGUCCGAGAGCAGUGCUUCUCCUCAGCCCAAGCGGCGGCAGCAGGACACGUCUGCCAGCAUGCCCAAGCUCUUCCUGCAUCUGGAAAAGAAGACACCUGUGCAUAGCAGAUCCUCUUCCCCCAUUCCUCUGACUCCUAGUAAGGAAGGGAGUGGUGUGUUUGCAGGCUUUGAAGGGAGAAGAACUAAUGAAAUAAAUGAGGUCCUCUCCUGGAAGCUUGUGCCUGACAAUUACCCUCCAGGUGACCAGCCACCUCCACCCUCUUACAUUUACGGGGCACAGCAUUUGCUGCGAUUGUUUGUAAAACUUCCAGAAAUCCUUGGAAAGAUGUCCUUUUCUGAGAAGAAUCUGAAGGCUUUACUGAAGCACUUUGAUCUCUUUCUGAGGUUUUUAGCAGAAUACCAUGAUGACUUCUUCCCAGAGUCCGCUUAUGUUGCUGCCUGUGAAGCACACUACAGCACCAAGAACCCCAGGGCAAUUUAUUAACAUCCGGAUGGUCCUAUCAGAACAGCCCCUCUAUUUGGCUUUGUGUUGUGGGUUCCAGGUGAAGAACUAAUGAGACAGCAGGCCUUCCUGCCAGAGAGCACGAACCCCAGGCCUACCCCGGGAGCUCCAGCAGAGGCAGGCUCUGCUAUUUGAAUUGCUCACUUACUACAGUAUCUCUGUUAAGAAUUAAUUCUUGGGUACCUGAACAUGCUCAGAUAAAACCCUGCUGUACACAGGACAUCUGUGAUGGCAGGCAAAGAACAACUGUUCAUAGUGAAACGUCCACGAAAGUGUACAUAGGUUAGGCUGUUUUGGUAGACGUUGCAGUUAAUUGUGAGAGCCACAUUGUUGAGUUAUUUGUUAGCACUAAAGAAGAUAUUUUUGCAGACUAUUUUCAUUCUUGUGGUGAGGCUGAGCAACUCUGCCCAACCGAUUUUAGUUUGUACUUGGAAACCACAAAGUCGUCCCAAAGUCUUUUAGAGGGAAUCGAUAUUGAUGGCGAAAGAAAAUUUUCAGCUAUACAUUUGCUUGUAACAGUUCCCUCUCUGUAAAUGUUAUUUUUGGAGAUCUAAAGUAUUGCCUGUCUUGUUUGAGAUUUUACAGUUAUACUUUGGUGAGUAAUGUCAUGGUCCCCUUUCCAUAAAAUGUUAUUUUUGGUGAUCCAAA
Heterocephalus glaber (naked mole-rat) is the source of this 2387-nucleotide messenger RNA. RefSeq names its product MSL complex subunit 3 (gene Msl3). Gene Ontology annotation, cellular component: nucleus; MSL complex; NuA4 histone acetyltransferase complex. The record is from RefSeq and is a predicted model, not a curated record. Gene Ontology annotation, biological process: regulation of DNA-templated transcription; chromatin organization. Lineage: Eukaryota; Metazoa; Chordata; Mammalia; Rodentia; Bathyergidae.